Molecule: messenger RNA, 3443 nt
Organism: Falco peregrinus (peregrine falcon)
Lineage: Eukaryota; Metazoa; Chordata; Aves; Falconiformes; Falconidae
Product: noggin-like
Biological process (GO): dorsal/ventral pattern formation; osteoblast differentiation; negative regulation of cell differentiation
Source: RefSeq, a predicted model, not a curated record
CACGCCAUGGAGGGACCGCACCGCAGCUGCCUUCUCCUCCUCCUCCUCCUCCUCCUCUGCCUGCUCCUGCUGCCGGGCGCCCUGAGCCCGCCGCCAUCUCUGGAAGAAUCCCAGGAGCCAUUGCUGCCAAUGUCCAGCACCACUGAUCCUGCUGCCCAUCUGCUGCGCAGCUGCCCCUCGGCCCCGGUGCGGCCCUACAGCCUGUCGCUCUCCCCCGAGGACUACCGCUACUCCCCCAAGCCCCGGCACCUGCAGCCCGGGCGGCUGCGCCGGCUCCUGGGCUCGGCCUUCGACCCCUUCUGGAUGGCCAUUGAGGAGCCCUGGGGCCACAACGGCAGCAUCCUCAAGGAGAACCUGGAGUCCCUGAGCCGGGACCUGGCGGAGGGUGCUGGGCGCUACCGCCGCAAGCUGUGGCGCGAGGUGGAGGGGCUGGAGCUGCCCACCUUGCUGCCGCCCAGCCCGGGGCUGCCCCCUGAGCUGCCGGGGGCCCUGGCCCACCGCCUGCGGCAGUGGCUGGUGGAGCAGGCCGCCUGUCGCCUCACCUCUGCCUGGGUUGACCUGGGACCCGUCUUCUGGCCCCGCUGGGUGCGCCACACCGCCUGCAACACCGGCCCCCCCAGCUGCUCCUGGCCCCCUGGCAUGACCUGCCGCCCUGCGCAGGUCACCCACAUCAAGCUGCUGGCCUGGCAUUGCUGGGGACCACAGUCCCCCGGCCCCUUGCACUGCGCCUGGCAGCAGAUCCCCUACCCCGUGGUGGCCGCCUGCAAGUUGUCCUGCCGCUGAGGGGCUGCGGAGGGACCCCCUGGUACCUGGUCUUGCAAACAAAUGGCCUGAAAAGGUGAGCAGCUGCCUGGACUUACCCUCAGGGCCAGGGAGCUGGGCAGAUAAUCCCCCAAACGGAGAAAUAAACCUCCAGAAGGGAAGUGGGGAUCAGCUGCAGUCAUUACUGUUUCUUGCCAAAACCCCUGGGCAGCACAGGGAGGCAUUAGUGGCAGUGAAAGCCCUUGUGCAGCAUUUAUCUCCUGCAAAGUAUAUGGGAUGGGAAAAUUGUGGCACCCAGCGGGAGGUUCAGACCCCAGCUGCAUCAGCCCUGGUGGUCUCUGCCCAAGCUGAGGCAUCGCUGCCUGCCUGGGCAGGACUGCGGGCAGUGAGUGAGGGCAGAGGGAUGCCACGGAAAAAUGGUAGGGGGAGGUGGGUUGCAGCUCAGGGUGGAGACUGUGGAGAUAGGGCUGGAGGGUGUCAGCAGGAAGGAGGGCAGGUUUGGGACUGCAACGAGGUGGCCUGGUGAGGGUGGAAGAAGGGAAGGGUGGGCAGGGACCGAGGGCUGGAAGCAUCUGUCAGGGUGGGUGUGUAGACAAGCGGGAUGGGACAGCACAGUCCCCUGCUUGAAUGUACGAUGUGUGAGAUACAGGCAUCCCACACCUACCCCGCAUGGUGUGCAGGGUGAUGGCUUGAGACCUGGGAGGAAGCCUGGCAGAGUAGCGUACGGGUGGGUCAGUGAGUGAGGCGUGGGAACUGCAUCCUCAAAAAGAGGUGUCUGCCUCUACAUUCCACCCAGCAAAAAGUCCUAUGCUUUCUUGGCUAAAAGCUGCAAAGAGCUGCAGAUUGGACCUAGGACAGGUCUUGAAGAAAUAAAGAGCUGGAGGCUUUCCAUGGGAAUGCAAUAUUAACAUGAUGCCUGCAGUCGAUGGGCACUGCAUUGUUCAUUUCCAGCAUGCCAUCAUCUGACCCUCUUGCUUUCCCCAGGCUCCAGAGCUCCCUGUGCCGUGCAAACUGCAGUCUGCUGCAGAGCCUGGCCUUGAAGCAGGCGGAGAGGCAGCCAGAGCGUGGGGGGUUGGGUGCUGAGGGGCCUGAGAGAGACUGAGGUCAGGAUGCCUGGUGAGGAGGAGGAGGAGAAGCAGGGAGCCCACAUGUACAUGAAAACAAGUGUGUGCAUUGCAGGGGAGGGAGGCUGCUGCUGCUUUUGUUCGCAGCUGAGCAGUGAAACAUCUGUAUGUCUGCUCUCCCACUGAGGAGGACUUGAAAGCUGGAGCAGGGUUAAACUGCUUGCGUUGGGUUCCCUGAGUUCAGCAGAGACAUCAGCAGGGCUGCCUGCAGAAGCCCAGGGGAGAGGGGGAGGCCUGGGCUGGGGACCAGCAGGAGGAAGGGAGGGAGGGAGCAUGGUACAGGUGUGUGGUGGAGAUGUGCAAGUAGCGGGGGCCAAGUAGGGGGUGCACAUGCAUCAGGCUCAAAACAGCAGUGAUGCAGUUUAGGGACUCAAACCCCCUGAACCAAAGCCCAUCUGGCUCAAGUGUCAUCUCCUCCAGGUUGCAACAAGGGCCUGAGCUCAACCCCCUGCUGUUUCCCCACUACAUUCCCCGUUCCCAAAAUGGUGCCCGUUGAUAAGGGGGAAUGGUUUGCAGCACCAUGAGGGCCUGGUGCCACACAAAAGGAACUCCGUAUCACACUUUAUCAGCAGGCUGAGCUCAGGGCCCUGUGCAGAUGGAAAAUUAAAUAAAAUCAGCACACAGUUACACUGCUAGCUGCCCUAACAAGAUCCAGUGGCAACUCUAUGGAAAAUGCAUUUCUUCCCAGCCCUCCGUUUCUUGUAAAGCCUUACAGCCCUGGAUUAAAUUCUGUAUUCUUCUGCAGCAGUUCAGGUCAGACGUGUUAUUGCCCUGUAGCUUGCUGUCUGACUGCCUAAUAGCAGUUAGCAUUUCUGGAGCAAGUCUUUGCUGAUGUGACCCAGCACUCCAGCACCCAAGCACAGCACACCCUCAUUUCAGCUGGAGUCUGGCAGUGGCUGCAGGCAGAUGGUACUCAGCUCAGCAUGUGGGCAGACAGCAGGACACAUGUGAUUUCUCAUCUGCAGCAAAACCAAUGCAAAUAAAGCAAUCCUGAGAAAUGCCCAGGACCCACUUGUUCCUGCCUAAGCAGCAAAUAGCUACCCCAGCACAGUGUGGAGGAACAAAUCCAGAGAUCUCAGCCUGCUGUAUAUUCUCUGCUGCGGGAAAAUUGCACCUGACAGAGUAAAAUUUUCUGUCACUUGUUCCGCCCCCAGCCUCAGUCCCAGGUCCUCUUGCCAUGCUGCAGGUCUCUGCUGCUUUGGCUUAUCUGCUGCCCAAUGGCCUCUCUGGGGCAAGAUGCAGCUCCCAGGGCAGAUUUGGGAGCACCACAGUGAUGGGCAAAGCCUUACAGCUGGCCCUCAGGACCAAGCAAGCCUGACACCUAACACUUGAGAGUGAGAAGGGGAGAAAGGAGGACCAGAGCUUCGGCUGGCUUAUGUCCUCUUUCCCAAACCAGCCACUGGUGGCAUGGGUUGCCUUGGGAAACUCCCCUGCCUUGGUGGGGAAUUACAGGUGGCAGAUCUGCCGGGGUGACACUGCUGGACCAACACUGCUGGACCCACAGGAGAGCGUGGAGGAAGCAGGUGAUCUCAGGCAUACCAGCAAUGCUACAUUUCC